GGGCUCUUAGCGUUGUAAACAAUUGUUCGUCCCUCAUCGCCACUUACCGAUUGUUGAAAAAUUCCAAUUUUUAAAUCCUUUAUCACGUCUUCCACCUGGUUGACAUUGAUUCCUUAAAUUUUGUGUUUUCCGUACAAUAAAAAAGAUCUAUUUUCCAAUGGCUGGUGGACGUUUGGAAGUAUUUUGGUCCCCUAACAGCCAGGACAAAUUCAUCACUUGGGGGAGUGAUAUUUCGCUCUAUCAAGUUAAAAAUACUUCCGUUAGAGAUGACAUUUCCUCGACACAUAGCUUUCAGAUAUCGAAUAGUAGUAGGGCUUACCAGCUAGGUUCGUUAACAGAUGUAUCAUUUGCUAAAUGUCUGGCAUGGCUCCCUGUACCAGAGCUUGAAGGAGUUAUUGCCAUUGGCCAGAUGAAUGGAAGAGUUAUGUUAACAUCAGUACUUGGUUCUGGAGAAACUUCCCCCUUAAAUGGAAAAGAAUAUGCAUCAAAACAUAACAGACAGUGCAACACAUUAGCAUGGGGUCUAGCUGAGCCUUAUGUCCUUGCAGCCGGGUUUGACAAACACAGAUCUGAACAUGGAUUGAUCUUGUGGGAUGUUACUAAAGGUGGGAGUGAUGGUAACAGACCUUUUCUGGAAUCAGCAUUUGGAGACACAAUUACUUCUGUAACAUGGUUCAGUCAUUCACAAACAAUGGCAGCUGGGGUCAAUAACAAGCAACUUCGUCUGUAUGAUUUAAGAGAUGGACCAAAGCACACAAGUUCAACAAAUACUCGUGCAGUAUUUUCAAUCAUUCAGGAUCCUUUUGUUAAUCACAGAAUUGCAUCAUAUAGCGAUAAUGCCGUAUGCAUUUGGGAUGUAAGAAAUUUUGAGAAGCCUGUUCUUUCACUCCAACAGAAUAAGGCCGUUUCCAAGAUAUCCUGGUGCCCCACUCAUCACAGUUUCCUGGGAGUCUUGUGUAAAGAGAGCACUUCUUUGUCCCUGUACGACAUUCAAAAUGCCAACGGUGUAGCGGCAGAAGAAAUGGAACCCAUUCCGUUGGAACGUGGAUUGAUUUUGACUGAUCAGCAAAAUGAAACCAUAUCUUCUUUUGCGUGGCAUUUAAACGAAGAGAAUCGAUUACUUUAUUCCACAACAUCACUUAAUAUUAGGGAGCAUAUAGUUGUUGAUAGAAUCACGCUUAAUUGGUCACCAUCGAGUAAACUUGUAUGGAACUGCGGCAAAAAAAUAUUGCAGUACAUCGAUGAAACUGAUUCCGUCUAUACCAGGUUCGGGGAUGUUUCGGUAACAAUGCGCCAGCGGGCAGUUGAAGGUUACGGACUUGAAGCUGAUUUCAAACCUGAUUCAGAAUUAAUGCAGGAUGUAACGACCAGGGAGCUCUGGUCCUGGGUCGAUACUUGCCGGAAGUUGGCUCAAUCAGGAAAUCCGCUAGGAGUUCACUUUAUGGGUAUUAGGUCUGCUUUGCGUUUGGAUACGGAUGGAGUUCUAAAAUCAGAAGUAUUCCACGUUCCCUGGAAUGGUGUGGAGUCCGCAAAAAUUUCACCUGUCUGCGUCUACAGGAGUGAAGAACGGAACCAAGCAUUGCGUCUGUGUGGUUGGCCGUACGAUCCUGAAAAUUCCAUAUUGGGACCAUUGCUAGAAAAGCUUCAAGCGGAUGCACAGGUUUCUCGGGCCGCUGCCCUGGCUGUUUUCCAUAUGAAGAUUCGUAAAGCCAUAAAGAUUUUGACUCGUAGUGGUGUACAGAAAAAUCAAGUGUCUUAUCAGUUAGUCGCCCUCGCCUUAGCCGGAUUUACCGAUAAUAGAGAUACGCUGUGGCAGCAAGAAAUAUGCAAUAUGAAUAAAACUGCUCUGGAUGAUCCAUAUCUGCGAGCAGCAUUUUCUUUUUUGACCAGUCCAUCGGAAAAAUACGAAGCAGUCUUGAACGAAACAGGAAUGACUGUUCGGGAUCGAGUGGGUUUCGCUUGUUGCUUCUUGUCCGAUACUCACCUAAGUGAGUAUGUUGAACAUCUUAAUCGGCAGUUGACCAGAGAAGGAAAUUUGGAUGGGAUGCUUUUAACGGGUUUGUCAGGUGAAGGACUGAAUCUGCUUCAGAGUCAUGUGGACAAAUCAGGUGAUAUUCAAACAGUCAGUCUCCUCAGUUUACAUGCUUCCAAUCUUGAAGUGAGUAAAGACGGGCGAAUGCAACAAUGGGUCAACAGCUAUCGAUCUCUGCUUGAUAGUUGGAGGUUAUGGACGCAACGGGCAAAAUUUGACGUGCAAUUCUACAAAGGCAAUCCCUCUGGAGCCGAAAAACCUCCACAGCAAGUCUAUGUUUCCUGUAACUACUGUGGUAAAGGAAUCUCAGUUUUCUCUGGUACUAAAGGCAAGCUUCCUUUAAAUCGGAGCAACCCAAACGUGAAAUCAAAGUUAACUGGCUGCCCGAAUUGCCGGAAUCCUUUGCCACGUUGCGCUGUUUGCAUGAUGCACCUCGGAAGCCCGCUAGCAUCGUGGGGAGGACCUACUGAGCACAUUUCCAAGAAACCGAGUGUGAAUGCAGCAUCUGGUGUAUCUGGGGUGACUUCCAAGAAAACUCAUCCGUUCGCCUCGUGGAUUCUUUGGUGCCAAACAUGUCGACACGGAGGACACAGUGCUCACCUACUAGAAUGGUUCGCCGAGCACAGUGAAUGUCCUGUCACUGGAUGUUCUUGCCGUUGCCUAAAUCUUGAUACAAUAGGCCACCACAUUCCUGUCAUUGCCAACGGACAUGAUUGAAUAGUAGAAUGAUGCCUCACGGUUUGAGAAAUUCAGGUUUGUUUUACGUCAUAAUGGUCUCUUGGUCACUAUUUCAUUGAAACCUUUGUUGGUAGGUCUUGUUUGUACAGUGUUUUUUUUUUCAAGGGUUGUUUAUGAACUAGUUUUUGUCAUCUAUCGACCGUUGUUAUUUUACUGUUUCUCUUUUCUCACUAUUCAACUUACCCUCAAUAAUUCCUGUGAUUUGAGCGUAGACAAUGAAUGCCACGUGAAAUUGAUCCUGUAGAAAUGCUGAAUGAAAUAAAUUGGUUCAAUGACUUA
Molecule: messenger RNA, 3049 nt
Organism: Daphnia pulicaria
Lineage: Eukaryota; Metazoa; Arthropoda; Branchiopoda; Diplostraca; Daphniidae
Gene: mio
Product: GATOR complex protein MIOS-A-like
Exons: 12
Coding region: 158-2749 (863 amino acids)
Biological process (GO): positive regulation of TORC1 signaling; cellular response to amino acid starvation
Cellular component (GO): cytoplasm
Molecular function (GO): protein binding
Source: RefSeq, a predicted model, not a curated record